Lachancea meyersii CBS 8951 is the source of this 1497-nucleotide messenger RNA. The record is from the annotation of a GenBank genome assembly. Lineage: Eukaryota; Fungi; Ascomycota; Saccharomycetes; Saccharomycetales; Saccharomycetaceae.
AUGUCGCUUUUAAAUGAGCCCAGUGUCGAUUUCCACUUAAAACUGAAUGAACAGUCUUUCCACAUCCCGAAUGAGCUACUCAAAAAUAAUGUUCAAAAGGUUCAGAAACUAGUGGAACGUGAGAGUAGACGCCUCUGUGGACUGUUUGAGGAGCUGAACUUCGUCGUGGCCGGCCACGACCCUUCAAAUUGUAUCAACAAGCUCAAUGAGAUAAUUAAAGCCGUCGAGUUGCUGGAGAGAAAACUCGAAAAGAGAGUCAACGUAGAAGGCGAACUUUUGAAGCGAAUCGAGUACCGUUUCAAUUACUACAAGGAGCUCGAAGAAUUGAAAAAAAACGAAAAUCGGGACGGACUCAUCUCGUGGUAUCAGAGAUACACUAAUUUACUCAUAGGCGAUUACCUCACCCGAAACAACAAAGUAUAUGACCAAGAACUAUCCUUGGACAACGUCGACACGAUUGUGCGAUUAAAGCGGAAAAAUACAUCUCCGACGGCAUCCCGGUCCCCUGUGAACGCAGGUCUCCAAUUUCUGCGAUCGCAAGGUCUAGAGCAUCAUUUAGACUACGACAUUUUGGUCACUGCAAACCAAAUAUCCAAGAGUCUCGAUGUACAUCAUGAUCUGACUUUGCUGGUGAACUGGAUCAAGGAAAACCAGGCGUAUCUGACCAGUAAAUCAUCUACGCUGGAGUUCGAGACGCGGCUGCAAGAGUACAUUGAGCUCGUCAAAGUUCAGGACUACCCUGCCGCCAUUGGAUGCUUUCAGGAUCACCUCAUCAAAUUUAUCAAUACCAAUUUCGAGGAACUGCAACUCGCCUCGGGUCUUCUGGUAUUUAUCAAGAGUUUCAAGGGGCAAAGGCCACAACAGACGGAGGUAAAGAACGAUGCACACAACUUAAAAUCCAAGCGCGGUUUUUGCCAAUACUUCUUUGGAGUCCCGUCACCCAGAGACCCGGAUGCAAAUUGCAGAUCCUCUGAAAACGAAAGCAGAACCAAAGCUUCGACGAAUGGGGAUUUCGUGAGGUACACCCGCGUUUUGAGUGACGAAAGAUGGAAUAUUUUGAAACGCCUUUUUUUGCAAGAGUAUUACUCGAUGUAUGGAAUAUCGCAACAUGAUCCUUUACUGAUAUACCUUUCUUUGGGAAUUUCGACCCUUAAAACGAAAAGCUGUCUGCUCGACAGGUACUCGCCAGCCAAGGGCAACGAUGAAAUAGACAAGUUUUUCAGCAUUGAGCUGAAUCACUCCAAGUGCCCUGUCUGUAGUCCGGAGUUUGCACCCAUUGCAAACGAUCUUCCCUAUGCACAUCACAUUCAAUCUAACUUAUUUGACAACCCUGUCAUGCUACCAAAUGGUAACAUCUACGACUCAAAAAAGCUCAAGCUGUUGGCGUCAAAACUCGCUAGCAAAAAACUUUACAACCUGGACCAAGGUCAAGUGGUUGAUCCAAUUGAUCGAAACGUCUAUUAUGAAAAGGACUUUGUUACUAUGUACCCCACAUGA